GAACUGCUUUGUGGAGCUGGGGUAAAAUUCUGAAGUACCUUAAUUAAAACCAGCCAAAUGAAAGGCCCCAAACCACUUCCCACAUGGUUCUUUGAACAUCUUUAGCAUGAAAUGGGCCUGGGCCACUCUAAGCCUCACCCUAGAGUGACCAAAGUAGCGCCUUUGCAAAACAAAGAGGAAGAAAUGCCCUCAGCCAGCCCCGUGGACUUUGCAUUCAAUCAGAAUCUGGAAGAAAAGAGUUCAUAUUUGUUCGGAGGCCUGCAGGACCGGAACAAAGCUCUAGAAAGACAGCUGCCACCUCUCCGAGAGACCGGGUAUGGAAGAUACUCUGCAGUGCCCAGGGCCAUGUAUUUUGACAUCCCACUGGAACAUGUGGAAACAAGCAUCAUUAAAAGGCAUCCACCCCGAAGACUUCAAAAACUUGAACCCAUUGACCUGCCACAAGAAAUUACUUCUGAAAGGCUCCUGAGCCAGCAAGAAGUCAAAACGACGCACAGAGCAAAGCAGGACCUGGGAAAGACAAUGCAAAUUCCAGGGUACAUGCCGGGGAAAAGACAAUAUUUACAUAAGAUGAGAAUGUUGGAAAUGAACCGUAGCAGACAAGAGGCCCAAGCAGAGUUGAAGAAAAGUCUUCACAGGGAGGCAAGAAUUAAUAAGCAAAAACCGAGGGACCAUAAAGCCAAGAAAACCCUUCAAAGAAGCAUCCCAAAAAAUGACGACAGGGACCUUCCAACCUUUCUGCCAGAUGAAACCUUGAACAGAAGUCCAGAUUUGGGGGAACAUCAAAUAUGGAAUGACUGUUGUCCCCGGAAAAUUGGCAAAAUGGAAAUGUGGCUCCGUGAACAAGAGGCUCGGGGACAGCUUCUCUGGGACAGUUCUAGCUCUGACUCAGAUGAGUUGACGAAAAGCAAGAAGAAACCACAAGCACUGGUGAGGACAAGGACGGAGAGAAUCACACUUUUUGAUGAGUUUUUUGAUCGAGAAUAAAAAUGCUACUCACUGACCUAGAAA
Messenger RNA from Hyaena hyaena (striped hyena), 1011 nucleotides. RefSeq names its product coiled-coil domain containing 198 (gene CCDC198). The transcript has 6 exons. The record is from RefSeq and is a predicted model, not a curated record. Bases 112 to 987 code for a protein of 291 amino acids. NCBI's taxonomy places the organism in Eukaryota, Metazoa, Chordata, Mammalia, Carnivora, Hyaenidae.